AUGUACAUCAAGAGAGAGGCGGACACAGGGAAGUGGAACGAUGAGUCGUGUAUGAAGAAAAAGACUCUCUGUUUCACAGCCUCGUGUCAGAGCGACUCAUGUUACCAUGGAGAGUGUGUGGAGACCAUCAACAGCCACUGCUGUAAAUGCUUUGAGGGCUUCUACGGUGAACAGUGUGAACACGUUGUUGAAUGUAAGAUGGAGGAGGUCCCUGCUAAAGCCAGUGUCAGUUGCUCUCACCCCAAUGGGAAUUUCUCCUUUGACUCGACGUGUCAGUAUUCCUGUGAAGAGGGGUACCGGCUGAGCAGCCCCGGGCCUGUGAGAUGCACAGCCUCAGAAUCAUGGUCAGAACAGCCUCCCACCUGUGAAUUGGCCUUAUGCAGUGAGCUGUAUGAACCUGGGAAGGGUUCCAUGGCCUGCUCCCAUCCCCUGGGCUCCUUCAGCUACCUGUCCACCUGUACCUUUACCUGUGAGGAGGGCUAUGAGAGGCUGGCCUCCAGCUCUGCUACCCUGCAGUGUGGAGCCUCGGGACAGUGGAACGACUCACAGCCGCAGUGUGUUGCUGUAAGCUGCCCUACCCUCCAGCAGCCAAAGGAUGGCGCUUUCACCUGUGGAGAAGACUUCACCUAUGGAAGCAGCUGUAACUUUAGCUGCUCUGAGGGUUAUCUCCUCAAGGGGGCGAUCACGGUGACCUGCACAUCAGCUGCUGAGUGGACUGAGAAGAUACCACACUGUGGACAAUAA
Messenger RNA from Salmo salar (Atlantic salmon), 744 nucleotides. Its product is annotated as E-selectin-like. Gene Ontology annotation, cellular component: membrane. The record is from RefSeq and is a predicted model, not a curated record. Gene Ontology annotation, biological process: cell adhesion. NCBI's taxonomy places the organism in Eukaryota, Metazoa, Chordata, Actinopteri, Salmoniformes, Salmonidae.